AAAAAAUAUUGGGCUACGAUUUUAUCGCGGAUUGGCCCAUUCUGUCCAAUAAUCCUAGAUACUCGAAACUCAAAAAUGGUCCCCUGUGACCAUCACUUCGUCUAAAAAAGCAGCAAAUAAAAUAUUAGCAAGUUAUACCAAUAGUAAUAGCAAUUGAAAAGGGCUCCAUUUCAUUCACAAUCAUCCGAGCUCUUUCCUCUCAGAAGCUUGCUACAUCCGGAAUCAAAUGGCCGGCCAUAGGAUUGCACAUGCCACAUUGAAAGGGCCUAGUGUUGUCAAGGAAAUAGUUAUUGCAAGUGUACUUGGUUUGGCUGCUGGAAGUGUCUGGAAGAUGCACCACUGGAAUGAGCAAAGAAAAGUUCGGUCAUUUUAUGACUUGCUGGAGAAGGGUGAAAUAAGCGUAGUUGCUGAAGAAUAAUUUCUCAAGGAUCAUUUCCUGUGAUUUGGAUCUUCAGUUAAACAUGGGCAUAAUUUUAUUAUGUCUAAAAGAAUAAGUUUCAUAAACCAAGUAUUUCUGUGUCUAUUCAUCCACUCCAUGUUUGACUAUGAAGUUUUUUAUUUUUAUUGACCUGCUUGGACAGGCUAGAAUGAAUUUGAUUUCAUCUGUUUUAAGUGUGCCAUUCAGCAGGCAAACUCGUGUCUCUGUUAAAAGUUUAUUAUUUCUCCUUUAAUAGGUUCUUUUCUGAAAAAAAAGAAAAAAAUACCAGAAGAUUUCUCUUUCCAA
Molecule: messenger RNA, 724 nt
Organism: Capsicum annuum
Lineage: Eukaryota; Viridiplantae; Streptophyta; Magnoliopsida; Solanales; Solanaceae
Product: cytochrome c oxidase subunit 5C-2
Exons: 2
Coding region: 227-418 (63 amino acids)
Source: RefSeq, a predicted model, not a curated record